AUGCUCAAGAAUCAAGAUGCAUAUAGAAUCAAACAUAGCACUGAAUCAGCACUUUUACAUCUUACUGACAGUUGCCUUGACAACAUGGAGAAUGGUAUGCUUACUGGUGCUGCUUUGUUGGACUUUUCAGCUGCUUUCGACCUGAUUGAUCAUAAUUUGCUGCUUCUGAAAUUGAAAUGUUAUAACUUUUCAGAUAAUGCGAUUAACUGGAUCAAGUCAUAUUUAAGUGGGAGAACCUCAACCGUAUAUAUCAAUGGUGCUUUUUCUAAUCCGAUCGAGAUGACUUGUGGGAUGCCACAGGGUAGUUGUCUUGGCCCACUGCUCUUCAGUUUGUUUGUUAAUGAUUUACCAACAGUCUUAACUACAGCUGAUAUCACCUUGUACGCUGAUGAUAGCACUCCGUUCCAAUCUGGACACAACGCCAGACUCAUAUCAGAUAACCUUCAACUCGACUUAUCUAAAGUUGAAUUAUGGGUCUCGAAGAAUCGUCUUGUUCUUAAUACUGAUAAAACAAAUAGUAUCCUUAUUGGAAGUCGGCAGAAGAUUAAAUCAGCUCCAUCGCUUAACUUAUCCAUUAAAUAUAAAAUCAUUGAACAACUUCCAUGUGUAAAACUCCUUGGCGUCCAGGUUGACGAGAACUUAAGUUGGAAGCAGCAUUGUGAAGAUCUACUUAAAGAUUGUUCCAAAGCUCUUGGCUUACUGUUCAAGUUCUGCAGAUAUAUUCCAUCAAAAGUUUUAAAGAUUAUCGCUGAGGCACUCAUACUGUCAAAAUUGAACUAUUGUUGUACG
Paramuricea clavata is the source of this 789-nucleotide messenger RNA. The record is from the annotation of a GenBank genome assembly. NCBI's taxonomy places the organism in Eukaryota, Metazoa, Cnidaria, Anthozoa, Malacalcyonacea, Plexauridae.